AUGAGAAAUUCGGAGGAAUCUUCAUCCACCAACCCGCUCCUGGUUCUGAACCAGGGGCCGGUACUGCCCGUGAGGGCCUGGUGUGAGACACAAACCACGGCUUUAACCGGCCUCGGUGCGAAGAUUGUGUGUGAUGCCACUUUAGUGCAAUACGCAGCAUACCUCUUGUUCCUCUGUCUUGAUUUCGGGAUGGAGGAAUUGGGUAUCAUUCGAUUCCGAUUAUUCGGGUGGGGAUGGCGCUUCACCUUUUUUUCCCUUAGGUCAGUGUGUUCUCUCUUCUUUUCCGUCCCCAGGUCCGUGACUCGGGCGGUUCUGGAAAGAUCUGCUUUUUGUGGUAACUCUGCUAAUUGGCAGGGUUGCCGGCCAUAUUCCCUCAGGUCCUUCUAG
Messenger RNA from Penicillium riverlandense, 387 nucleotides. RefSeq lists its product as uncharacterized. The record is from RefSeq and is a predicted model, not a curated record. The transcript has 2 exons. NCBI's taxonomy places the organism in Eukaryota, Fungi, Ascomycota, Eurotiomycetes, Eurotiales, Aspergillaceae. The coding region runs from base 1 to 387 and encodes 128 amino acids.